ACAAAAUGGCGUUAGCUUCAGCUAAAGCUUUGUUAGAUGAGUUAAUGGGAAGAGAUCGUAAUUUAGCACCUACAGAUCAAAAGAAAGAAGCAAGUUGGAGUAACUCACAGGUUUGCAAGCACUUUCUGGUGAAAUUCUGCCCAAAUGACCUGUUUGUUAAUACAAAAGCAGACUUAGGAAUAUGCAAUAAAAUUCAUGAUGAAAAGAUAAAAAAAGAGUACGAGGAGAGUGACUGUUUUCAACAAAUGGGCUAUGAAGACGAGUUUAUAAGGUUCUGCCAAGGGAUGCUUUCGGACGUAGAGAGAAGAAUCCAGCGAGCAAGAAGAAGGUUAGCACUGGGACAUCAAGAAGGAGGGAUAGCUGCUGUGCCAUUAUCAAAAAACAGUGAAGAGAAAAUUCAGGUGUUAACUGACCGCGUCAAUGAAUUAUUGAUACAGGUGGAAGAACUUGGAUGUGAAGGCAAAGUAGAAGAAGCACAAGGAAUAAUGAAACUAGUAGAUCAACUCAAGGAAGAGAGAGAAGCAAUGAGGAAAGGUUCUGAACCAAGUCAUUGGUUACAGCUAACAGCAGAAAUUGCUGCAGCCCAAGAAAAACAGAUGGAAGUGUGCGAAGUUUGUGGGGCUUUUCUGAUUGUUGGCGAUGCUCAGCAGCGGGUGGACGAUCACUUGAUGGGUAAACAACACGUGGGAUAUGCUAGAUUGAAGUCCGCUGUAGAAGAAAUCUUGCACGAAAGGGAAAAAGAAAGAGAGGAACGAGAAAAUCAGCGAGAAAAAGAAAGACAGGAACGUCGCAAAAAACAAGAAGAGGAGGAAAAACGUAGAGAAAAAGAAAGAGAGGAAAGAAGGAAAAAGCUGGAAGAAGAGGAAAAAAAACGCAAGGAAAAAGAACAUGAGCGAUACGUGCGCCAUUCUCGAAGUCGAGAUUGGGAAAGGAGAAGAAGUCGUGACAGAAGAAGUAGAAGUCGAGAACGCAGACAUUCUCACAGCAGUAAGGAGAAAACAAAGCAUAACAGAGACGACAAGGAAAGGUUUGUCAUAUCACGACAACGGUCCAGAAGCAGAUCUCGGGAAUACAAGCAUUCCCAUCAUUCUAAUGUUCAGUCUAAGGACAAGAAAACAGAGUCUAAGCAUAGGGACAGGGGAAGAUCAGAAAGGGACUCCAAGUACCAGAGACAUAGUAGAGACAGUCCCGAAGGUUGUAGAAGUGAUUCGUGUAAUGAUACUGUUGAAAAUGGAGAUGUGCGAGCUUCUGACAACGAUGUAAGUUUGACAGCAGAAAGAUAAGAAUCCAGAUUAGUGACUUUUAUUUUUAAAAAGCAUCAGUUCUUGUACUAGCAGGGUGUGAUAGUUUUUUUCUUUGAAGCCAGCCUGUGGUAGAAUGGAGGAGGAGUACCAGCAUGACCAUAUUCAAGAGGUGGGGUUGAUUGCUAUAUUUCUGUACAAUGUAUGGCACUUUCUGAAGAUUGAUUUUCAGCUCGCUCCCAGCUGCUGACUGUGGUCAAAAUUUAAAUUGUGCUAAUAUUGGACACUGUUUCAGAUUUUCAGAAACAGCUGGUCCCGUUGCCAUUAAAUCUUGGGUGUAAAGAACAACACUCGUUUCUAAAUCCUGUUGUUAUUCGAGGAAAUGGUAAUAAGAACAGAAUAACUGAUUUUAUUUCAGCAAGGUGACUAAUUAGCUUAAUAACUGAAGUAUUCUUGUACAAGAGAUUAAUAUGUUCUAAUACAACUUACUGUUUUGUUGCCUUGCAGUGAACGUAUAUGUGACUGAACCAGAGAGAGGAAGUCUCCAUGUGCAGUGUCUGAGGAUUGUGCUCUGUCAGUAUUGUUUUAAAUAGCAUAAGGUAUGGAUAAGAAUGUACUAAAUUUGGAAUUUUACUUAAUCUUUCCAAAAGAUACAAGUGAUUUUUUUAUAUGUACGUAGCCCUAUUUUGUUUAGUUUGUUGAUGUAAAAGAAAACAUUUUAACCUUAAGUUCCAUUUCCUGAAAUGAUAAUAUUUUGUAACAAUAUAAAUAUAGUAAAUUGUUAGCAGUGCUCCACGGAAUUGUCAAACUAGUUGUUAUUAAAGGUUUUUUUGAAUGUUCAAUUUUUGUAUGUUGGCUUUUUCAUCUGACCAACAAAAUGCUAACUGUAAAGCUUCAGGCCUGUAUUGUAAAACUUGGAGAAUGGUGUACUGUACCAAAUUAUUCCCAAGAAUGUAUCAUCUGACAAUAUACAGAAGAUUGGAAAUAAAAUCAGACACUUUGCUAUAUAACA
Molecule: messenger RNA, 2253 nt
Organism: Limulus polyphemus (Atlantic horseshoe crab)
Lineage: Eukaryota; Metazoa; Arthropoda; Merostomata; Xiphosura; Limulidae
Product: luc7-like protein 3
Exons: 10
Coding region: 6-1283 (425 amino acids)
Biological process (GO): mRNA splice site recognition
Cellular component (GO): U1 snRNP; U2-type prespliceosome
Molecular function (GO): mRNA binding
Source: RefSeq, a predicted model, not a curated record